UUUCUUGUGGCGCUAAGGCCGUUCGUCCCCAGUAGCUCAGAUAGGUGUAUAUAUCUAUGGGUGGGUUUGCCCAGAGCUCUGGAAGAAGACAGAUGCGGCUUUGCUGUCGCCAGCGUUCAUUUUUAAAAAUGUGAACAUCUAUGAUCUGAAUGCACAUCAGGCGACGUUCGUCGGCGAUCGUUAAGCUUUGAAAACACCCGCCCACUAUUCGCGUAUUACUGAAACGGAGAGGAGGGAGUUGUCAUCGGCGCACCAUUCCGAUCGGCGCCUUGUUGCUAGAAGGCGUUUGCGGAAGAUGCGUGCUCCCGUACGGCGGUGAGUGAAGAGUCCCUGCCGCCGGCGGCGGAUGAAGAAGAUGGGAUCCGUCUGUUGCGUCUGACACGAGAAAAGAGGGGUGAAUAGAGUCUCUCUCCCGAGCUGUUUGCGCGAGACUGGGCGGAAAGCAACGGUAGCGACCGAUGGAGGAUAAAAGCGAAUUCCUUUGUGGCGUUGUUGAGGGCUUCUACGGCCGGCCCUGGUCUGUGGAGCAGAGGAAGGUCCUGUUCCAGUGGAUGCAGAGGUGGGGGCUCAACACCUACCUGUACGGCCCCAAAGACGACCUCAAACACCGGCUCCUGUGGAGGGAGCUGUACUCACCUGAGGAGGAAGCCCAGCUGAAGACGCUGGUGAGGGAGGCAGAGUUACGGGGGCUGCGUUUUGUGUACGCGCUCUCUCCUGGUCAGGACAUGGUCUUCUCCAGCUCCUGCGACCUCACCCUGCUCAAACGCAAACUCCGCCAGGUGACAGAGCUGGGCUGCCAGGCCUUCGCCCUGCUGUUCGAUGACAUCGACCACUCUCUGAGCCAGGCAGACAGUGAGGCCUUCUCCUCAUUCGCCCAUGCCCAGGUGUCUGUGGCCAAUGAGAUCUUCCGUUUCCUGGGGGAGCCAUCUGUCUUCCUGUUCUGUCCCACAGAGUACUGUGGGUCUCUGUGCUCUCCCAGUGUGGCCAAAUCUCCCUACCUGCUGACUGUCGGGGAGGAUCUGCUGCCUGGCAUCUCCGUCAUCUGGACUGGCAGUAAAGUAAUUUCUCGGGAGCUCAGUGCAGACUCCCUGGUGGAGGUUCAGAACGUGCUGCAGCGCCCCCUGCUGGUGUGGGAUAAUCUCCACGCUAAUGACUAUGACUCACGGCGGGUGUUCCUGGGCCCCUUUAAGGGACGCCCCCCCAGCCUGCGCUCCCAGCUUCAGGGGCUCCUGCUCAACCCAAACUGCGAGUUUGAGGCCAACUACAUCCCCCUGCACACCCUGGGCCACUGGCACAGAACUGGAGCCCAGAUACUGAAGGGUGGCGCUGGGCAGUACUGUCCAGAGGAGGCGCUGUCUGCUGCACUGCAGGACUGGAUGGAGGAGCUGAGUCAGCCCUUACAGCCAGGGAGACAGGUCAGGCCGUCAGAGCUAGGAUCUUCUGGUUCCAUCUCAAAAAGUGCAGACAAUCCUCCCACCAGCAGGGGGAGCAAGCUUAAACCACCGCUAGGCACUGAGCGCUGGGACGACUUCCCCAGUGCCGUCCCGCCCAGCGCCACGCCCGCCACCAAACAGGGCGGGGCAGAGGACAUGCCCACGGACAGAGGAGAGGGCUGUGAGGAGACACGCCCCGAAGAAGCACGGGAGAGAGAGAGGGAAGGACAGGGGGAGAAAGAGAGGGAAGGAGGAGAAGAGGGUGAGAGGGCAAGGAAGAAAGAUCAGGGCCCAGGACGGGGUGUCCUGGAGAAGGGGCAGGGCAGGGGUUUGGGUGGGGGCAAGGCCCCGCUCAGCGAAAAGGAAGUCCGGCUCCUGGUUGGGCUGUACUUCCUGCCGCAUGAGCAUGGACGGCCAGGGCAGAGCCUGCUGCAGGACCUCACCUGGCUCAAGACCAACAGCCACUGCGUCAGCGCCAACGGCAAGAAGGGCCCACCACCGAAGGUGGAGGAGUGGCGUGUGCGUGCAGGCCGUUUCCUGGCUGCAUGUGAUGAUGUCGCCCGUCUGCAUGUGAGUGUGGUGAACAGCGUGAACCGGGCGGUGCUGUAUGACCUGUACCCCUACAUCUGGGACCUGAGGAACACUGUGCUGGUGGCCAAAGCCUUCGUCAGCUGGCUGGACGGACGGGUGCUGAAUGAUACCCAAUCCCUGAGCUCCUGGAGGAACUGCUUUCACUGGUGUGGGGUUGCCAUGGGAGCAGACGUGCUGGGGGUGGAGUCAGAACCCUGGGUGUUCAAGGGUGGUCUGUCAGGAGAGGUGCAGAUGCUGCUUCCCAUUGGCACCAGCACAGAGCUCUUCACCCACCCACCACCCCUCUUUCCCACCUGCAGACUCUACAACAUCCGGCCUUUCCAGCUCAAAGACAAGGUGGAGCUGUACAGGAUGGUGCGACAGCUUCACCUAAAGACUCAGGGGAAGCAGGACUCCGCCCUGCCCCACCCUGAUCUCAUUGGAGACAGGUACCUGGGAGCUUCCCUGGCUCUGUGUCCGGAGUACAGCUUUGUUCUGGAGGAUGAGCUGGGCGUGUGUGGGGGGGCCCUGGGGGUGCUGGAUGUGCGAUCCUUCAGCAAGCGCUACCAGGCCAGCUGGCUGCCCGCCAUGAGGGACAAAUACCCCACCCGUCCACACGGGGGCGCCCAGGAGGCGCUGCUGCAGUUCCAGGAGGAGCAGGCAGAUUACCCCGAUUCCCUCCUGUAUCACUUCCCCUCCCAGGUGUGGCUGGAUGCCCUGCCUGAGCUGGUGGACUGUAGCCUGACUCGUAGCCUGCUCACCGCCCUGCUGACUGCGCUCAAGGCCAACGACGCUGAUCGGGCCCUGUUGCGCUGAUCGGGCCCUGUUGCUGCAGUACAGACACUGAUCGGGCCCUGUUGCUGCAGUACAGACGCUGAGCAGUACAGACGCUGAUCGGGCCCUGUUGCUGCAGUACAGACACUGAGCAGUACAGACGCUGAUCGGGCCCUGUUGCUGCAGUACAGACGCUGAGCAGUACAGACGCUGAUUGGGCCCUGUUGCUGCAGUACAGACGCUGAGCAGUACAGACGCUGAUUGGGCCCUGUUGCUGCAGUACAGACACUGAGCAGUACAGACGCUGAUCGGGCCCUGUUGCUGCAGUACAGACGCUGAGCAGUACAGACGCUGAUUGGGCCCUGUUGCUGCAGUACAGACGCUGAGCAGUACAGACGCUGAUCGGGCCCUGUUGCUACAGUACAGACGCUGAGCAGUACAGACGCUGAUCGGGCCCUGUUGUUGCAGUACAGAUGCUGAUCGAGCCCUGUUGCUGCAGUACAGACGCUGAUCGGGCCCUCUUGCUGCAGUACAGACGCUGAUCGGGCCCUGUUGCUGCAGUACAGACGCUAAGCAGUACAGACGCUGAUCAGGCCCUGUUGCUACAGUACAGACGCUGAGCAGUACAGACGCUGAUCGGGCCCUGUUGCUGCAGUACAGACGCUGAUCGGGCCCUGUUGCUGCAGUACAGACGCUGAUCGGGCCCUGUUGCUGCAGUACAGACGCUAAGCAGUACAGACGCUGAUCAGGCCCUGUUGCUACAGUACAGACGCUGAGCAGUACAGACGCUGAUCGGGCCCUGUUGCUGCAGUACAGACGCUGAUCGGGCCCUGUUGCUGCAGUACAGACGCUGAUCGGGCCCUGUUGCUGCAGUACAGAUGCUGAUCGGGCCCUGUUGCUGCAGUACAGACGCUGAUCGGGCCCUGUUGCUGCAGGCUCCCAGGGCGUGUUCUGUGACGUGCUGCCCACGGAUCGGCAGCGGCUGGAGCUCCUGGCCAAGCUGGGCUUCCUGGAGAUC
Molecule: messenger RNA, 3795 nt
Organism: Anguilla anguilla (European eel)
Lineage: Eukaryota; Metazoa; Chordata; Actinopteri; Anguilliformes; Anguillidae
Product: protein O-GlcNAcase
Exons: 17
Coding region: 459-2819 (786 amino acids)
Biological process (GO): glycoprotein metabolic process
Molecular function (GO): beta-N-acetylglucosaminidase activity
Source: RefSeq, a predicted model, not a curated record